CCUCAUUCCUCUGCUUCGCCUUGGCUGUGCACCUGUGAAUAGCUCAGCACAAAACAGAGAAAAAAUAAAUUGACAACGAUUUCCGAGAGCUUGUCUAAAAUGGGGCAUCUGGCAGUUCUAGCUACUUGUUCGCUGAACCAAUGGGCGCUUGACUUUGAAGGUAACGCCGAACGUAUCAUCGAAAGUAUCCGUAUCGCGAAGGAGGCUGGAGCGUCUUUGAGAGUUGGGCCGGAACUUGAGAUAACUGGAUAUGGCUGUCUCGAUCACUUCCUGGAAGGUGACACAUACCUCCACUCCUGGGAGAUUCUCGCAAAAAUCAUCGCCCACGAAGAUUGUCAGGACAUCCUCCUUGACAUCGGAAUGCCGAUCGGCCACAAGAACAUCCGCUAUAACUGUCGCGUCAUUGCCCACAAUAAGAGGAUCCUGCUCAUCCGUCCAAAGAUAUAUCUUGCCAACGAUGGAAACUACCGUGAGAUGAGGUACUUUACCGGAUGGGGGAGGACAAAGUAUGUUGAAGAGUAUUACUUGCCCAGGAUCAUCAUGACCAUUACGGGUCAGAGGAAGGUGCCGUUUGGCGAUGCGGCAAUAUCUACGUUAGACACGUGUAUUGCGCCGGAGACUUGCGAGGAGAUGUUCACUCCGAAUAGUCCACAUAUCGGGAUGUCGCUGGAUGGGAUCGAGAUUAUGACGAAUUCCAGCGGAAGUCACCAUGAGUUGCGGAAGCUGCAGACUAGGAUAGAGCUCAUGACUGAGGCAACCAAGAAGUGCGGCGGUAUAUACCUGUAUGCAAAUCAACAAGGAUGUGACGGAGAUAGGCUUUAUUACGAUGGGAGUGCCAUGAUUGGGAUCAACGGUAAAAUUGUCGCUCAAGGCACGCAAUUCUCUCUUCAGGAUGUCGAAGUUAUCACAGCAACCGUGGACCUUGAGGAAGUCCGCAGCUUCCGCUUCGCACCAUCUAGAGGCGUACAAGCCGUUCAGAACACUCCUUACCAACGCAUCGAAGUGGACAUCAGUAUCUCCGCUCCGAGCGACAGAGCGGAGAUUUCUUUGAAACCCACGCCGACUAUCGACAUUCGAUACCACUCUCCUGAGGAGGAGAUUGCUCUUGGGCCUGCUUGUUGGCUUUGGGACUACCUGCGUAGAUGCGGUGGUGUUUCCGGGUAUUUUUUGCCGUUGAGUGGUGGCAUUGAUAGUUGUGCCACUGCUACCAUUGUUCAUUCGAUGUGCCGACUUGUCCAUGAGGCUUGUGAGAAUGGCGAGGAGCAAGUAAUCAAAGAUGCGCGAAGGGUAUGCGGAGAACCCGAGGAGUCUACUUGGGUUCCGAGGACACCUCAAGAGCUCGCUGGGAGGAUAUUCCAUACAUGCUUCAUGGGUACCAAGAAUUCUAGUGCAGACACUCGUGCACGAGCUAAGGAGCUAGCGGAUGCCAUUGGGGCAUACCACAUUGAUUUGGAUAUGGACUUUUUAGUAAAGGCAGUUACUGAUCUGUUUAGCUUGGUCACCGGGAAGAGACCUCAAUUCAGGGUUCAUGGUGGCACAAAAACGGAAAAUCUGGCUCUGCAGAAUAUUCAGGCGCGAUUGAGAAUGGUCUUAGCAUACUUGUUUGCUCAACUACUUCCCUGGUGCCGCGGAAAACAAGGCGGUUUAUUGGUUCUUGGAAGUGCGAAUGUCGAUGAAUGUCUCCGCGGCUACAUGACUAAAUACGACUGCUCAAGUGCAGAUAUUAACCCCAUAGGCGGCAUAUCCAAGACCGAUCUAAAACGUUUCAUAUCCUAUGCCACAGCCAAGUUCAAUCUGCCAAUCCUACACUCCUUCCUCACCGCGAUCCCAACAGCCGAACUCGAACCCAUAACUAGCACGUACGUGCAAUCCGACGAGGCAGACAUGGGCUUUACAUACGAUGAACUCUCCACCUUUGGCCAAUUGCGCAAGAACCACAAACUUGGACCCUGGAGUGCAUUCAAUCGGCUCCUGCACGAGUGGGGAGAUAGGAUGAGCCCUCGAGCUAUCGCUACUAAGACCCGGAAUUUCUUUUACUAUUACGCAAUUAAUAGACAUAAGAUGACAGUCUUGACGCCUGCAUACCACGCCGAGCAGUAUAGCCCUGACGAUAACCGGUUUGACCUUAGGCCGUUUUUAUAUCCGCCAUUCUCAUGGCCGUUUAGGAAGAUUGAGGAGACGGUUGCUGCUAUCAAUGCUAGAGAGAAGAUGGAUUAGAGUGACGUGGGAGCAGGAGUCCGAUAUUGGGUGAUAUACUGAGGGCGGAAGCUACCACGUGUUGCGGAUAGUUGCCUGGUUUCUUCACCAGAUACCGCUCGGGAUAUCGUAGCCAUUGAUCUUGUUCGCUGUGCGAAGUACAAUUCCAACGAUAAACUGUCAAGUGGGAUCUUUAAAGUUUCUAUUUACCCCUCCA
Tuber melanosporum (Perigord truffle) is the source of this 2413-nucleotide messenger RNA. RefSeq lists its product as uncharacterized. The coding region runs from base 100 to 2217 and encodes 705 amino acids. The transcript is spliced from 10 exons. The record is from RefSeq and is a predicted model, not a curated record. Gene Ontology annotation, cellular component: cytoplasm. Gene Ontology annotation, biological process: NAD+ biosynthetic process. Lineage: Eukaryota; Fungi; Ascomycota; Pezizomycetes; Pezizales; Tuberaceae. Gene Ontology annotation, molecular function: ATP binding; glutaminase activity; NAD+ synthase (glutamine-hydrolyzing) activity.